Messenger RNA from Mycena citricolor, 1444 nucleotides. The record is from the annotation of a GenBank genome assembly. Lineage: Eukaryota; Fungi; Basidiomycota; Agaricomycetes; Agaricales; Mycenaceae.
UUACUUACCCCACAACAAUGGCCACUGACACCGCGGACGUAUUCAGCGACGCACCCAGAAUCGUCGACUUUGACGUCCUCGAGGCCUCGAAGGAAAACGUCCAGCGCUUGGCCUCGGGCCGCCGUGCCACCGCUCUGUCGGAUAUCCUCGCGACUCCACACGCGCAGAGAGACUCGAAGCUCGCCGCGACGCGCAACAGGCUGCGCAUCAAUGUCGAGAUCGCUCUGGAGGACGACGAAGACGACCCACUCGCGGCCUACUGGCGCUACGUCAACUGGACGCUGGACAACUACCCGCACGGACAGAGCGCUGAAUCGGGGCUGGUGGAACUCAUCGAAGAGGCGACGCGCGUAUUGAAGGACCACCGGGAGGGCCACUGGCGCGGAGAACUCAAAUACCUGAAGCUGUGGAUGCUGUAUACGAGCUACGUGGAGAAGCCCACGAUCAUCUUCGAGUUCUUGAUCGCCAACGAGAUCGGGACGGGCUUUGCGCUGCUGUACGAGGAGUAUGCGGCUGUACUGGAGCAGGAGGGGAGACGCAAGGAGGCCGACGCCAUGUAUCAGCUCGGCAUCGCCAGACGUGCCACCGACGUCGACCACCUCAAAGCGCGACAUGCCGAGUUCCAAAAGCGCAUGAUGAGCGUGGUUGCACCUGCAACCCCGGUUGAGCCGGCUGUGAAUACCCCUGGCCCGCACCGCUCGGCGCGGACUGUGCUAGGCACCAGCAGCUCCUCGUCGUCGGCACUGGCCGCGGCCUCCGGCUCAUCAAGAACCCCUCUGCCCGCCGCACAGCGCCCGCCUUCCGCCGCAACGAAUGCCCCGUUUCAGAUAUUUGAGGACUCCGCGUCCACUGCGUCCGCUGCGCCAGGCAACGCGUUUCCGGAUGUCGGGACACGUAAGACGCGUGUGAAAGAGAACGUGCCUGAGACGCGGAAGAUGGCUGGCACGACGAUAAAGCAGGCAGGGAAGAAGAAGCGGUUGGCGUCUGGAGGCGCUGCAACGUCGAGUUUCGUGCCUUACGUGGACACGGAGGAGGACGCGAUGCCCGCGCCAUCGCUUCCAGUCAAGAGCACGAUAGCGGUGUCCGUGGAUUCGACGCCCAAGUUUGUGCCAUUCCAAGAUGAGACUGUCACUGCGUUGAGUACGCCGGCGCCGGAAUCGGUCAUGAAAGUCAAGAUCGCAGCAGACACGAGAGACCCUCCCACCUCUGAGUCCGAUGCGCUUCGGCGCAAUCCUCUGAAGAACCACGACGCGUGCUAGCGUGCGCCCAUGCAACUUGGAUAUUCUACCGUAAUACCGCACGUCGUUUACUUUCUAAUCACUCGUUGCGUUGCGUUGCGUUCCAGGCCGCCUUACAUACAUACCCCAUGUUGGGCAACCACUUCUUUUGUGAUCCCGAGCCUGACGGAAUCCCGGACGCCGGCUCCGCGUGACUUGCUGCGCUG